AUAUGGAAUAAUAAUAAAGGGGUGGAACUGGAAGGGACCUUAGCAUUUAAUCCUACCCCUUCACUGAAUAGGAACACAAGGAAACUGCGCCUCAGUAGAGUUUGGAGAUUUGCCGGAGAUUCACCCAAGGUCACAGAACUACUUAAGGGCAGAACUGAACCCUAAGUAGGCAAGUUAUGGGGCAGAUGAGAGUUGGUAAAUCGAGUCCUUGAGGCAGGCAUUUCCUGUAGAGCUCAGGAAUUCUGGAGGUGGUUGAGAACAUUCCAAAAAGUGGAGAAUCUGAGCAGGAAGGUUUUUUUGGUAGAAAGGAGAGAUGGUAUAUAAUUCAUGUUUAUUACAGAUGAGGAAUGCAUCUUAUUUGCAAGCUAUUGUAAGUAGGAAACUCCAUUAGCCAUGGUAAGGGAAUGAACAGUGGUGUGGGCAAUCUGAGCCACCUGGAUUGGAUGUGGGGUAAAAUGUUUUGUCCCACUCUUACGUUUGGUUGUGGCUGUAUGCUAUUUUGAAAAUUCAAGCUUCAAGCCAAACCAUGAUUCCAAACAAUAGGAGUCCAACUCAAAGGAGGAAGGAAGUUUGAGGUUUUCUUUUUCCCUUUUCUACAUUGCCCCUUCAUUCUCUUAGCUCUUAGGAAGUGAUGGGAGUGGCCAGUUUCUUAAUCCUGGUGUGGAGAGUAGGUCCCUACUGAAUUAUCUUUCUUUUUCUCUGCUGGCCUUGUCUGCUGAAUCUUUUUUUGCCUUAGAUUGUUACAGAGUUUGUGGAAGGAGGUAAUUAAAUGUUUUCUUUGAAAGGCCUCUGUGGGGAUGAGCCAAGUGCAAGGAGAGUACUUUGCUCCAGUUACUGAACUGAAACCAUCCCCACAGUGGAGCAGCCUCCUCCAGUUUCUGCUGAGUUUCGAGCUGCCUGUUAAAUAAGUCAGUGGAGUUGCUGAGGACAAAGUAGCCCUAGGGGAAAAUCGGAUAAUUUCCUUCCUGGUGAGGACUUUAAUCUGUGGAGUUGAUGAAACUAUCGUUGAAGGAAUCUGAGUCUUGUGGGCAGGUGACCUCCCAGGGCUGUUGGAUGAGGUGGAGACCACGUAGAGGAGAUGAAGGCGCUUGCAGAGGAACUGUGUGGAGGGCUAAAGAGCUGGGAAGGCUGGUUGGGAAGCUUGGGGCCAAGGGCAGCAACCGCAGAAAAGGGUCUUGAGUGUCCAGCUAGAACAAGGCAGGGGAGACUCAUCACAGAGCGGGCAGGCCCUCUGGUCUUUAUGAGCCAGCAGCAUGGCUCAUAAUGGAGGCCCCCUCCCACUGCCAGUGGUCUCCUGCCUGUGGUGUUAUUCUGCUCUGAAUACCUGAAUUUGUCUUGACUUCUGUGUCCUUGGUGUGGGGCGGAGACUGGAAUUGGAAACAAAGCAUCUUAUGUCCUGCAAGGGGUAGCUGAGCUGUCCUGACAAGACUCAAGGACCCUCAUGCUACCAGCUGGGUCUGGUGGCCUCUAACCUCGGCCCAGAGGGAGUAAGAAGGCUAAGUAUCUUUUGCCAAGACUCACAUAGCACCAGGGAAGAUCUAGGUGCAGGGUCCACGUGCUGUGCACUCACUGCCUGUUCUUUAAUGACGAGCAGUUGUUAGGAGGUAGGUUGAUGGGCUAGGGCAGACAAAAGACCCCGGGAAGCCUCUGCUACAGUGGUCAUGCCCACAGAGCCACAGUGAGCAGCUUUGCACAUUGGCCGUGCUCCACUCAGUGGUCUGUCGGCACAGACACUAAAGACCCUGCUUUGGCUUGGAGCUACCUGCCUCUUCCCUCACCCCUUUACUGUGGCCCUUUACUCUAGGUGUGCAUCAUCUUGGAUUUCCUGUGCAACCACGUGGUGGAAUGUAAGUAGGAUUUCUGCAGCCUCAGAGCCUCCAGACCCUACCCCCUCUAACCUGGUUGGGACACUGUCAUCACACGUUCCGUAGAGAAGUGAAGUGACUUUCCUACAUCCCACAGCUGGUGACUGGCCCAGCUGGGGUUCAGUCUUAGGUCUUUGCCUCUAAGCUGGUACUCUGGGCCUCUUCCACCAGUGAGGUGGGGAGGGACGGACUUAGGCUGGCCCCUCACAAUGGUGUGCUCUCCUAGGAGCCAUGCGGGGCCAGCGGAGCCUGCUGCUGGGCCCCGCCCGCCUCUGCCUGCGCCUGCUUCUGCUCCUGGGCUACAGGCGCCGCCGCCCACCUCUGCUCCGGGGCCUGGUACAGCGCUGGCGCUAUGGCAAGGUCUGCCUGCGCUCCCUGCUCUUCAACUCCUUUGGUGGCAGUGACGCUGCUAUCGAUGCUGCCUUUGAGCCCAUCUACUGGCUGGUGGACAACAUGAUCCGCUGGUGUGGGGUGGUGUUUGUGGUGCUGGUGAUCGUGCUGACCAGUUCCAUUGUGGCCAUUGCCUACCUAUGUGUCCUGCCCCUCAUCCUCCGAACCUACUCAGUGCCCCGACUCUGCUGGCAUUUCUUCUAUAGUCACUGGAAUCUGAUCCUCAUCGUCUUCCAUUACUACCAGGCCAUCACCACUCCACCUGGAUACCCACCCCAGGGCCAGACUGAUAUCGCAACAGUCUCCAUCUGUAAGAAGUGCAUUUACCCCAAGCCAGCUCGAACACACCACUGCAGCAUCUGUAACAGGUGUGUGCUGAAGAUGGAUCAUCACUGCCCCUGGCUAAACAACUGUGUGGGCCACUAUAACCAUCGGUACUUCUUCUCUUUCUGCUUUUUCAUGACUCUGGGCUGUGUCUACUGCAGCUACGGAAGUUGGGACCUUUUCCGGGAGGCUUAUGCUGCCAUCGAGAAAAUGAAACAGCUCGACAAGAACAAACUGCAGACGGUUACCAACCAGACUUAUCACCAGACCCCACCACCCACCUUCUCCUUCCGAGAAAGGGUAACGCACAAGAGUCUUGUCUACCUCUGGUUCCUGUGCAGUUCUGUGGCACUUGCCCUGGGUGCCCUAACUGUAUGGCACGCUGUUCUCAUCAGUCGAGGUGAAACUAGUAUCGAAAGGCUCACCAACAGGAAGGAGAGCUGUCGGCUGCGGGCCAAGGGCAAAGUUUUUAGGAAUCAUUACAACUAUGGCUGCUUGGACAACUGGAAAGUAUUCCUGGGUGUGGACACAGGAAGGCACUGGCUUACUCGGGUGCUGUUACCUUCCAGUCACCUGCCCCAUGGGAACGGAAUGAGCUGGGACCCCCCUCCCUGGGUGACCGCUCACUCAACCUCUGUGAUGGCAGUGUGAGCUGGAUUAUGUCAGCCACAACGUGAGCAUCACUCUGCUUCCUGUGUUGUCUCAACGGCCUCCAAGGGUAGCUUCUUGGAAUCCUUGAGCAUAAAGAACCAGUGGGCCUGCCUUAGGGUACCAUGCAGGGACAGCUCAAGGACCCAUCUCCUGGCCACUGCAGAAGCAAGGCACCAUGUGGGAAAAUCCUAGGACUGAUGUCCCUUUACUCAGGCAUACAGACGCUCCAGCCCCAGCCUGGAGAUUAGGCAGCUAGCAACCUUGCCAGGUGCUGACCCCCACCCUCCUCCAGGUCACAGCACUGGGGUUGGCCACCACCUCUUCCACUUGCUG
Messenger RNA from Equus caballus (horse), 3563 nucleotides. It is a transcript of the gene ZDHHC16, whose product is annotated as zinc finger DHHC-type palmitoyltransferase 16. Gene Ontology annotation, cellular component: Golgi apparatus. Gene Ontology annotation, biological process: protein palmitoylation. Gene Ontology annotation, molecular function: palmitoyltransferase activity. Lineage: Eukaryota; Metazoa; Chordata; Mammalia; Perissodactyla; Equidae. The record is from RefSeq and is marked provisional.